This is a messenger RNA of Limanda limanda (common dab), 7478 nucleotides long. RefSeq names its product zinc finger protein 219 (gene znf219). Gene Ontology annotation, cellular component: nucleus. Gene Ontology annotation, molecular function: RNA polymerase II cis-regulatory region sequence-specific DNA binding; DNA-binding transcription factor activity, RNA polymerase II-specific. The record is from RefSeq and is a predicted model, not a curated record. Gene Ontology annotation, biological process: regulation of DNA-templated transcription. NCBI's taxonomy places the organism in Eukaryota, Metazoa, Chordata, Actinopteri, Pleuronectiformes, Pleuronectidae.
GGGGAAACAGCGUAUGCUUGUAUACAACCCUGAUUUCCAUUUUUUUUCCCAACUCGUAAUGUAUUUAAUUCAAGUGAAACGUAAUCAUGACGUGUCGUGUCAUUAAUCUGCUCGCCGCCUCUCCCGUGAUUGAAGGAGGAGUCUGCCCCCCCAUCAGCCCAAAGUACACACAAUGGCAUAAGAUCGCACACACUGCUGAGGAUGGAUUCCCCCCGGAGUGUGUGUUCUCUCUCUCCUGUGAGCAGCCCCGCCCCCCGACGCUGCCGUCCCUGGACCACAGCCCCCGGGCGUCGUCCCCUCUCACCCAGCUCUCUCUGCCCCCCCACAGCCCGGGACCCUCGCCCCUGAGCCCGGACCCCACGCCCUACUUCCCCCUGUCUCCCUUCCCCCCCCACGAGGAGGACGAGGAGGAUGGCGAGGACGGGCUGGACGCGGUUCCUCCGUCCCCGACCCCGGCGCUGGCUCUGUUCCCUGGAGGGGGGCGGGACAGGAAGUUGGGUGCACCCCCUUUGGACCCCUCCCCCCCGGUGACGCCAUCAGCACCGCUCCUCGGAUUCGAGACCCUGGAGCUCGCCCUCUCCUCCGGGCCGAGCGGGACCUGCGACGGCGAGCUGGACCUGCAGCUGUUCCAGAAGGACACGGUUACCAGGGCGACACCCGGAGGGGGAGGGGCCUCAUCAGGGCCGGCACUCAAGUUCCCCUGUCACGUGUGCGGGAAGAGAUUCCGAUUCCAAAGUAUUCUGUCUCUUCACGCCCGAGCUCACAGUCUGGACCGAGACCGCCGAGCGUCGGCCCUCCACCGGGGCGCCCCCCCCCCCGCUGCCCCCCCGAAGCAGCAGCUCAGGGUCCAACAGAACCACAGGAGUCACACGAUCCAGCGUUCACUGCCCGGGACGCUCAUCCAGCAUCUGAUCGAGGACGAGCACGAGGUCAAGGGUCACGAUGACCACGACCCAAACUUCUUACUGGACGACAGCACGCCGCUGACUCCUCCCCUCACAGAGGACCCUGUCUCUGUGACCUCUCCCUAUUACUCCACCACCGGGGAGGCGGCGUCUACUCCCACGGCGCCCGCGUUUCGCUGCCACGCCUGCAAAGGGAAGUUCCGCACGGCGUCGGAGUUGGCACGCCACGUCCGCAUCCUGCACAACCCGUACAAGUGUUCCCUCUGCCCGUUCUCCGCCAGCCAGGAGGAGAGCCUGGCGUCCCACCUGCAGGAGCUCCACCCGUCUCCAGAGCUUCCAUCUCUGCCACCGGCCUUCAACUCCAGGCCCAUCAUUGCAACGCCGGACACUCCUGUGCCCACCCCGACCCACACCCCCGCCCCGACCCCCAACACCCCCCAGGCGACAGCGGCAGGGGCGGCGGCAGCGGCGGCGUCGCCCACGCUGCCGGCGUUCCGCUGUGAGAUCUGCGGCCAGCGGUUCACCCAGUCCUGGUUCCUGAAGGGACACAUGAGAAAGCACAAAGACUCCCUGGACCACAAGUGCCAGGUGUGUGGGCGUGGCUUCAAGGAGCCUUGGUUCCUCAAAAACCACAUGAAGGUUCAUCUCAACAAACUGGGACUGAAGGCUGGGCUGGGGACUCUUGGGGGGCCGGGGGGGGCUAACCAGCAGGCCAAAGGCGCCGCGACGAACCACUCCCUCAACGCCCUCUACUCCAGCCUCCUUCUGGCCCAGCGGGGGGGCAGAGGUGGAAGGUCGGACAGGAACGCUGGAGGCCGACUGGGGAUGGGAUCGAGCAAGUCAGCCAUCCUGGGAUACCUGGGGCUGCCCAGUGACGGCAGCAGCUGCAUGGAGCGACUCCAAGCCGUGGCGCAGGUGGCGGAGAUGGGAAACGGCGGUGGCGGGAUUGGCGGCCCAGGAGGCGGAGACCUGGGAAGAGCCGCUCGAGCCAUGGGCGAGGCUACCGCAUCGGUAUCUGAAGGAGAACAGGCGACCUGGUGGCAGCUGGUAGCUCGCAGCCUUGCAGUCGCUCAGCAGCAGCAACAACAGCAACAACAACAACAACAACAACAACAACAACAACAACAACAACAACAACAACAGCAACAGCAGCAGCAGCAGCAGCAGCAGCAGCAGCAGCAGCAGCAGAGGUCCCAGCAGCCGGGCCAGAGAGGAGCAGGGCGGAGCUCCGUGAUCACAGACGCUGACCAGGUCCGAGCCUACCUCGGAGGCCUGGAUCCACGAGACGACUCCGGAGCGGGGGGGCCGUGGGAGUGUCCCGACUGCGGGAAGCUGUUCCGCAGCCUGCAGCAGGUGGUGGUCCACGCCCGCGUCCACACCCAGCGGCCCCAGAAGGGAGGCGGAGGCGGCGGUGGCGAGGCGGAGGGAGGCGGCAGUCGUCGCGGAGCCGGACUGGGGCGAGCAGGCGGAGGCGAGGUGAGGGAGGAGUCUCAGCUUCACGGCGGAGGAUCCCAACAAGCGGGAGCGGCUUCGGGGUUCCACUCUCUCAUCUCAACCUUCAAAGAAGAAAAUGGCUUGACAGCAGUCUCCUCCACACCUUCAGUUCCCAUCAGGGAGCGAGUGCGUGGUAGAGGAAUAAAAGACUGCCCGUACUGUGGGAAAGCCUUCCGCUCCUCACACCACCUUAAAGUGCACCUGAGAGUUCACACAGGUGAGAGACCCUACAAGUGUCCCCACUGUGACUAUGCGGGAACCCAGUCCGGGUCCCUGAAGUACCACCUGCAGCGGCACCACCGCGAGCAGCGCCACGCCUUGUCCGCCUCGUCCAACUCCUCCUCCGCCGGACUCACCUCCACCAUCAACAGUCUGACCUCUGGAGCCUCCGGGCUGGCCAAGCAGCGCCGCUCCCAAACCAACCACUGCCCCAUCAACCGAGGCCCGACCGACGCCCCCCCCUCGCGGCUGGGCCAGCAGUCCUGGCUCCUGGGGCUUCCGGACCAGCGAGAGAACCGCAAGGCCUUGGCGGCUCUGAGGGACGUGGACCUGGAGACCCAGUACCGGUAUCUGUCCGGGGUGAUGGGAGCGCUGUACCAAGGUGGGAUGGAAGGAAGCUGGAUUAGAGAGUCCCCCCCACCCAAGGCCCCUAAAGUGUCCCGGCGUAAGCCCCUGACCACGAGCCGGAUGGUCCAGCCUUCCAGUGACAAGGAGAGUCCAGCGUCUUCCACUCAGGAGGUCGGGUUCGAACCUCUGGAUCUGUCCCGUCGUCCCUCGCCCGGGUUCGGAGGGACGGAGGAUGACGGGGUCAUGAGUGUGGCGGACGGAGGGGUUGUCGAUGGCGGCGAUGACUCAUCAGGCGUCAAACUGAGCCAGUGUUUGUUCUGCCCGUUCCGCACGUCCUCAGCAGAGCUCAUGGCCAUGCAUCUCCAGGUCAACCACACCAGCAAGUCCCGGCGUAAGAGAGGCUCUUCAGCUAGCUUAGACUACGGCGGAGCCUCGAAGUCCACCAAGCUCGGGACGGAUUUCUCCGACCUCGACUCCUUGGGGAUAUGGAGGCCUGAAGGUGAGACCCCCUUGGGUGAGUGGUCCUCAACCCAGACCCUCAACGGGCUCUCAGGGGAUCCAGCAGGACAUGGGGGUCAUGUUCUGGACUACGCGGACUCCAAACUGGCCUCGGUGUCCAAGAAUGUAAGGGACGGUCUGGGGCUGAGGGAGAAGCUGGAGGAGGAGGAUGAAGAGCAGGAGGAGGAACUGGAGGAGAACCUGGAGAACAGCAGUGGAGAGGACUCCCAGGACCAGGACCUGAGGAUGUCCCUGGCUCUGUCUCCGGCCCUGAGCUCCAACCACCUGGUGGAGGACCAGGAACGAGUCUGAGCCGACUCCACCCAGACGGAGGUUUGGGUUUCUGAAGAGCGAGGGAAGCAUCGCAGAGAGAAACGGUUUUAAGGUUAAAUGAAGAAAUGCCCCUUUACACUUUCAUUUCCAGAGCCACUCGAGGAUUCUGGUGUUCUGGAGGUUUUCGAAAAAGACGAGAGAGAAGAAUCACAGCUGUUAAGUUUCCUCUCUUCAGUUUCGAACGUGUGGUUUACCUCAGUCCAACAAACGUCCUGUUGAAACACCACAGACGCGUCUUCACAGGAUCUUUAGGCCACUUCUUCUUUUGUUUUCUUAGGAUUCUACGACGAUUUCCUCUCUGACAAAUACGUAAAUCUCGGGGCAGCGCUUGCAUCAUUCCAGAGGGAAUCGCGAUGCAUUUCUUUCACAAUUGUAACGGACUGUAAAUCCCACUUCACCACACUGACCAGGUCGGAGCCGACUGAAGAGACGCUCUCCUGACUCUGACCACUGAACAGCUUGAAGUUCCUCCCCCGACCACACGGAGGAACCCGGACGAGUUUCAAGCUGUGAACAUCAGCGAAGCGAUUUGGUUUUAAGUUAAGGCGUGAGGUGUUGCAGGCCGUGUGUGUUCUCUGUGUGUCACUGCCUUGUUUGUCUGAAAAGUGUUUCUAGAUGAUUGUUCUAAAAGAAAAACCGCGAGAAAGCAUUUGUAAUUUUGUUUCUUUUUCAGUUAGUGCCUGUUGGCGUACUGUCUGUUAUGGAGAGAGUCUCCGGUGUCGCUGAGGCUCCGAUAGGUUCAUUCAUUUUAUCUGAAUAUACAGUUUAAGACGAUUUAAGUACAGUAUAUUUGUUCAAAGUGGUUCUAGGUCGUUGUGAAUAGUUAAGUUGUAAAAGAAACGCUCUGACGGCGGCUGCUCGUGGCUCAGCUGGAACAGAAAAGAAAAAAAAAGAGUUGGUGAUAUAUACACGAUGUUUAAAGCGAUGGAAGACGUCAAAGCCUCGGGUCACGGUUCAAAAUUCAGUGUUUACAAUGACGUGGGUCGGGGUUGCCCCGGCAACUCCAGGUCAUCGCAAAGGAAAGAACAAACCACGGAGCCGGACGUCGCUCGAGUCCACGAACACAAUCACCCGACACGUUGUUGUUUUCACGACUCAGCGACUCAGCGACGUGUCCGGAGAACAACGCCACGUGUGUUUCCUCCAUAGGAGAGAAGACACAAGGUAGAGACAGAAGAAGAAAAGAAAGAACCUCUACUCUCCGGUGUCGUUUAGACGAGUAGAUCCCGCUCUUCUUUUAUAAGAAAAGAAAAGACAAUGGUAGGAGUAAAUAUUAAAACACUAACAAAUGCAUAGACAUCCCAGUAGAAUAUGUGUAGCUUUUGUAAAGACCAGAAGAAAAAAAAAAAAGACGAGACUUGUGUUUAUUUUCAUUUCCAGAUUCUUACAGAAAAAGGUUAUCAAUAUAGGUAAUAUUGAUUAUAAUGUUCGUGAGCUAAGACUAGUUGGAAUGUCUAUACAGAGCACUGUGCAAGGUUUGAGUUCCCAAAGUAGUUGUUUUUUUAUUUUUGAAUUUAUGGAUAUAGACCAAACAUCUUUUCUUUCCAAUGGAAGUCGUCACUUUCUGUUUUUAAAAGGUGUGAAGUUGUGGUUCGGUGAGAUUUACCCCAUCGAUCAGCUCGUUACAGGAAGUGAUCAACACUACGACGGAGCACUGGGGCCAAACUGGAGGAAAAGAUUUGAGAUUAUGAGAAUAAGGUUUAGAUUAAUUGAAUAAGAUGCUCGACAUUCCUCAUUUUAACGCAGAAAUAAGCUGAUCUUAUGAUAAUCCCCUUCUAUAUGACAUGUAGCCUGAAAUAACCACUUUAUUCUCGUAAUAUUACAAAGUAAGUGUCAUAACAUUCUGACUUUAUCCUCGUUAUAUGAUUUUAUUCUCAUUUUUUCUUAUAACACCACCCAUGUAUUCUCGUAACAUUAUUUUAUGCUCGUGAUAUCACAACUUUACUCUCAGAAUCUCAGAUUCUUUUCUCACUGGCCCUGAUCCUCUGUCACACCUCCAGCAUCAUGGAUCUGUUCUCAUGCGGCAUGAAGGUAUAUUUAUGAAAAUGAUGAAUGCCAGGUGAGCAGCUGUUAUGGAUCUUCUUGUCGAUGGGGUAUCCUCUGACUGCAGCCACACCUUGAUGUGCAUUAAUGUGUGUACGUUGGUUUUUAGAGCACCUUAUGAGUUUUGUAGUGAACGUCCCUGAGUGGUGUCUCCUUAACAACUACUGUCAAUGCCACCGUGCCUUCUGUUUCAAGCACUUCCUGGUGUAUUUUGUAAAACUCACCAAAAGCACUUAGCCCAUCUCGACUCUCUCUCUCUCUCUCUCUCUCUCUCUAUCCUUCCACUCCUCUUCCUCAUCGCCUCUUCUACUCCAUCCUCCUCUUCCUCCCGACCCCUCCAGGUGUUCUCAUGUUUCUCUCGACCCGUUCGGCCUUCAGGUCAAACUGCCGUGGCGAGACUCUCGACAGGAAGGACCACCUGACCUCUAGAGGAGUAAACAAAUCAUUGGGGUUUCACGUCUGUUGAACACUAACCCUCGGAAAACCAAAGCCCAAGUCUAAGACUAAUAGAUAUUUAAUCUCGUGAGCUGCCAAAACAUGUCCGAAGUGACUCUAAAGUUGAGAAAACACAAUAAUUCACUGAUCCUCUGUCAUCUCUUCUCUUUCCUCGCCCGCUCGGCCUCUCUCUCUCUCCUCCUCUCGCUCUCUCGCUUGCUCUUCCUCCAUGUCCCUCUCUCGUCCGUUUCCUGUCUCUCUCUCUAGCACCACUCGAAGGUGACGCGUACUAUCUGGUAUUGAGGCCUUUAUUAGAUUUUUAUUUCAGUUUGUGUGGUGUUUGUUCGAUGCCGUUGAGAUGGAAAAAUGCUCUUCUUAUGAUGAUGAUAAUAUUAUUAUUAUGGUUUUGGCAUUAUGGUUAAAAAAGAAAAGAAGAUAAAAAAAAACAAGAGACAUGUGUUGUUGAAUGUUGUACAGAUAGAAAUAGAGAUGUUGUGUUUUUUUUAAAGAGAGCACAAACCCGAGUGAUGGCCCCUCCCCCUCCUCCUCCCAGCGGCAGACGGGAAUAAAAUAAAAUGCCGAUCGUUCUAAAUGUCUAAUGACAAAAAAACUCUCUCAGUGUCGGCCGGAUUUUAAAAUCAUAUGUUUCUUAUUAUAACGCAUUUCUCUCUGGAGACUUGAAUGUAAUUAUUGGACUCAGAAAUCCAGAUCCCAAAUUUGAAGAAGAGUGAAAGACUGAAGCAGCACUUGACUGAAAGUUAAGUUGACUUAAAGUAAGAAAUCAGAGUUUCUGUUUGUUGAACUGUGAGUUUAACGAAUUCAAACUCACAAAUAUCUUCUGUUAAAACUGCUGAAAUAGACUUUUGCACAUUUCUUUACCCGAGCGCGAUGAUUAUUCAGAUGUUUUGAAUAUUGCACCUUUUCCCCCUGAUUCUAAAUCAGGUCUUUUUAACCAAAAGGAUACGAUUAUUAUUUAACGUGUUUAUCGGACGAGUAUUUAUCGGUGAGGAUCCUGAAGACGUGACACAUCCCACGAGCCGGGGGGGGCCACGCUGGGUUUGGGCUCUUGUGUAGUUGACUGCCAUUGCAGUGAGGGAAAACUGAUCUAACAUAGUAGUGACUAAUAUGACUUUGUGGACAGAUUAAAAAAAAAAGAAAUAAAAAUGAAACACAUUAGAAAUAAAUAAACACAAACAAAAAUAA